Molecule: messenger RNA, 1437 nt
Organism: Fusarium venenatum
Lineage: Eukaryota; Fungi; Ascomycota; Sordariomycetes; Hypocreales; Nectriaceae
Source: RefSeq, a predicted model, not a curated record
AUGAAAGAGACCAGGCGAUGUGAGGGAGCUUGGGAGUUAUAUAGGGCUGUGUUUGUCCCCGCGACACCUGUUCUUCAAUUCAUCGACGUAACCCUUUCUUUUAGGACUGCCUCUCCCUCAGCUACUUGCAACGCAAGGAAGAUUUGGAUUCUCAGUACAAACUUGGAGAACCUGGACAUCUACCCGGAAGAUACAUCGCUUCUCCAAAACCCUAGUCUCAAGCUCGAUGACAUGAAAACGAUUGAGACAGAUGUAUUUAUCAUCGGCGGCGGUAACAGUGCUGCGGCUCUCUCAGCCCGUCUCAAAGCCUUUGGCGUUGAAAGUGUUAUGGCUGAGCGCAAUGCCAACGUUGGAGAUAACUGGGCUUUGCGAUAUGACUGCAUGAAGUUUCAUGUUCCGACUUCGUUCUGCGAAAUGCCCUAUACAAAUUAUCAGGACGAGUUUCAGGGCGAUCUUCUCCUCAGUAAGGACGAAUUAGCUGAUCACUUGCGACGAUUUGUCUCUUCCUUCAAUCUCAACGUCGUCACGUCUGCUACGAUACAGUCGACUGUCUACGACACGCUAAACAAAGAAUGGACUAUUAAGGUCAAAACGCCUGCUGCAGCUGUUGCCGUAGUCGCCAAACACGUAGUGCAAGCCACUGGUAUCGCGUCGCAAAAGCCACACGUUCCCACUAUAACGAACACGAAUGUCUACAAGGGCAUCGCUAUCCAUUCUUCCAAUUAUAGAAAUGGCUCGGCAAACACAGCCUUUGAUAUCAUGGAGGACUGUCAUGCUGCCGGCCUCCAAACCACAAUGGUCGUUCGAUCUCCGACCUACAUCGUUCCGUUAGAGUACAUGAAGAACAAAAUAAGUUUAGGCGCCUACGAUCUCGGCGUUGCAGCCGCUGACAGGAUGUUCCUCGCACUACCAACAGAGAUAAGUGGUCAAUUGGCCCGCAACCUCUUUCGUAUGCUCGCAUCGAAAGAACCAGACCGCUACACUGCGCUUCGUAAAGCAGGGUUUCCUGUUCUUGACAGCACUGAACCUAAUCAGGCGUUAUACUCUAACCUGGUGGAGAGAGCGGGUGGACACUACGUUGAUACUGGUGGCACUAAGUUGCUGGCACAGGGUAAGGCUGGUAUCAAAUCAGGAGUUGAGCCAGUCGCGUUCACAGAGACAGGUUUGCGGUUCUCGGAUGGAAGCACAACUGAUGCAAAUGCUGUAAUAUGGUGUACUGGGUACGCUGACCGAGACGUUCGGGACACGGCUGUUGAGAUUUUGGGUGGCGACGAAGGGGUUCACGAUGGAAACAUGUUGGGUCCUCCUGAAAUUGCGGCUCAUCUUCAUGCUACAUGGGGUGUGGACUCGGAGGGCGAAAUUCGCGGUAUGUGUAAACGUCAUUUACGUCUUGAAAAUUACUGGGUCAUGGGAGGGUUCACGCAGCAGCAUAGGUGA